Messenger RNA from Peromyscus maniculatus bairdii (prairie deer mouse), 1614 nucleotides. RefSeq names its product macrophage receptor with collagenous structure (gene Marco). Lineage: Eukaryota; Metazoa; Chordata; Mammalia; Rodentia; Cricetidae. The record is from RefSeq and is a predicted model, not a curated record. Gene Ontology annotation, cellular component: membrane. Gene Ontology annotation, molecular function: G protein-coupled receptor binding.
GAAGCAUUUCUGCUGCCUCCAGGGCUUUGGCCACCUAUAAAACGUAGCAAUGGGAAAUAAAGAAACCCUCAAGGAGGAAGCCUUCUUGGGGAGCACGGAAGAAGGAGCGGAUUUUGUUCAAGCCAUGUGCCCUAUGAUGGAGACCUUCGAAAUCAACGAUCCAGCACCCAAGAAGAGAAAUGGGGGGACCAUUUGCAUGGCAGUCAUGGCCAUCUACCUGACCCUGCUCACAGCAGGUACCACUCUGCUGUUCCUUCAAGCUCUCAAUCUGCAGAGGCGGCUCCAGAUCCUGGAGAUGUACUUAGACAAUGGAACCCUGGCUCCUGAGGACAGGUCAUUCUUCUCGAUGCAGCUGGCACAUCCCAAAACACACCCGGUACCAGGAGCACUGGGGCUGCAAGUGCUGCAGGCCCAGCUCAUUGAGGUCCGCACCAGCCAAGAGCAACUGCUUCUCAACCUCACUCGGAAUCCAGAGCUGUUCCGGAUUAAAGGUGAACAAGGCUCCCCAGGUGUCCAAGGACCCCGGGGCCCACCAGGCGUCAAGGGAGAGGCAGGCCUCCAGGGACUUCCGGGUGCACCAGGGAAGCAAGGAGCAACUGGUGCCCCAGGACCUCAAGGAGAGAAGGGCAGCAAAGGUGACAAGGGUCUCACUGGCCCCAAGGGGGAACACGGCACCAAGGGAGAUAAAGGGGACCUAGGCCUUCCAGGAAGCAAAGGGGACAUGGGCAUGAAGGGAGACACAGGGGUCAUGGGUCUCCCUGGAAUACAGGGAAAUAAAGGCGACCCUGGGAAACCAGGCCUACCAGGUUUGGCUGGGUCUCCUGGAGCCAAAGGUGAUCAAGGACCACCUGGAGCGCCGGGUGCACCAGGUCUUUCUGGUGCAGCAGGAUCUUCAGGUGCCAAGGGUGAGCCAGGCCGCACUGGUCCUCCUGGGCCACAAGGACCUCCAGGGAUCCCCGGGAUUCCAGGGGCUGCAGGUGUGAAGGGAAGCAAGGGAGACACAGGAAUUCAAGGACAGAAAGGCACAAAAGGAGAAUCAGGAGUCCCAGGCCUUGCAGGCAGAAAGGGAGACACUGGAAACCCUGGGCUGGUAGGCCCCAAAGGAGAACCUGGACGGCCCGGCCUGAAGGGAGAUGCUGGGAUGAAAGGAUCUCCCGGCCAGCCAGGACAAACAGGAGAAAAGGGUCAGAAAGGCGAAUCCUUCCUAAUGGUCCGGAUUGUGGGUGGCACCAAUCGAGGCCGAGCUGAGGUUUUCUAUAACAGUGUCUGGGGGACAAUCUGCGAUGACGGUUGGGAUAAUAACGACGCCACUGUCUUCUGCCGCAUGCUCGGUUACUCCAGCGGUAAAGGUCUCACCAGUUUCGGAGGUGGCUCUGGGAACAUCUGGCUGGAUGAUGUAGCUUGCGUGGGGACAGAGAGAGAUUUGUGGAGCUGCCGGAAGAGCGCCUGGGGUUCUCACAACUGCAACCAUAAUGAAGAUGCAGGCGUGGAGUGCCGCUGACUUGGGCAGAGGGCACCGCUGUGGCGCCGGGUGUCUUCAGACUCCGCCCACAUGGAGAUCCGUGGGCUCCCUAACUCUGUUGGGGGGAUUAAUAAAGCUCAACGGGGAUCUGC